AUGCUGUCAGCACGUCCCGAUUACGGGAUUUGGCACGGCGACUACGAGGGUGCCCUAGGGUAUAUGGGCUGCAUACAUCGGGAGCGUAACGCUCUCCCUAAGAGAGACUGCACUGUUUAUGGAAUGGCAUCGAACGGGUUAACGUUCUCGUUCCUCAAAAUCUCCAACGACUCUAAGUGGUCGGAGCAUGUGGUCUCUGUUCGCGAUGGCCGUUUUGAGGCGCCUCUCUGCUUGCUUGUCAAUAUGGUUCGCUGA
Messenger RNA from Penicillium samsonianum, 255 nucleotides. RefSeq lists its product as uncharacterized. Bases 1 to 255 code for a protein of 84 amino acids. The record is from RefSeq and is a predicted model, not a curated record. NCBI's taxonomy places the organism in Eukaryota, Fungi, Ascomycota, Eurotiomycetes, Eurotiales, Aspergillaceae. The transcript is spliced from 4 exons.